Messenger RNA from Lepidothrix coronata (blue-crowned manakin), 1025 nucleotides. It is a transcript of the gene LHFPL5, whose product is annotated as lipoma HMGIC fusion partner-like 5. Bases 37 to 702 code for a protein of 221 amino acids. The transcript is spliced from 4 exons. Gene Ontology annotation, cellular component: plasma membrane. NCBI's taxonomy places the organism in Eukaryota, Metazoa, Chordata, Aves, Passeriformes, Pipridae. Gene Ontology annotation, biological process: detection of mechanical stimulus involved in sensory perception; sensory perception of sound. The record is from RefSeq and is a predicted model, not a curated record.
GCGCCCCGGGAGCGGGGCCGGGACGGGAGCCCCGCCAUGUCCAAGCUGCUGCCGGCUCAGGAAGCGGCCCGGAUCUACCAUACCAACUACGUGAGGAAUGCGCGGGCCAUGGGAGUGCUCUGGGCCCUCUUUACCCUCUGCUUCUCCAUCCUGAUGGUGGUGACCUUCAUCCAGCCGUACUGGAUCGGCGACAGCAUCGACACGCCGCAGGCCGGCUACUUCGGCCUCUUCUCCUACUGCAUCGGCAACGCGCUCACCGGGGAGCUCAUCUGCAAGGGCAGCCCCCUCGACUUCGGCACCAUCCCUUCCAGUGCCUUCAAAACUGCCAUGUUCUUCGUAGGCAUAUCCACCUUCCUCAUAAUUGGCUCCAUCCUCUGCUUCAGCCUCUUCUUCUUCUGUAACGCAGCCACUGUCUAUAAAGUGUGUGCCUGGAUGCAGCUGGCAGCAGCUACUGGGCUGAUGAUUGGCUGCCUGAUCUACCCUGACGGCUGGGACUCGAGCGAGGUGAAGCGCCUGUGUGGGGACAAGACAGACAAAUACACGCUGGGUGCCUGCACCGUGCGCUGGGCCUACAUCCUCUGCAUCAUUGGCAUCCUCGACGCUCUCAUACUGUCCUUCCUGGCCUUUGUGCUGGGGAACCGGCAGGACAACCUCCUCCCAUCCGAUUUCAAAGUGGAAAAUAAAGAAGAGGGAAAUGACUGACAGAGCUCAUUACCACGGAGACCCAGAGCUCUUCUUUCAUCAGCUCUUUUCUUUAAAGUGACUUUUCUAGGAGAUUUAAACUUACCAAAUUCUGUGGAUUUUCUACAACUGUUUUCUUCACCCAUGGGGCUGCUCUUGGCUCACAGCUCUCGUGGAGUUUAUUUGAUGGGAAGAGCCCAAACUGGACAUGGGGUCAUCAGCAAGAUGGGUCCUGGGCAAGAGGGGAAUGACAGUGAUUUGCUGCUUUUUUUGUGGGGUUUGUACACCUUCUUUCAAGGAAAUUACUUAUGAAUAAAAAGUAAAAUAAAAAUCAGUGUUUUGGA